This is a messenger RNA of Amoebophrya sp. A25, 1388 nucleotides long. NCBI's taxonomy places the organism in Eukaryota, Dinophyceae, Syndiniales, Amoebophryaceae. The record is from the annotation of a GenBank genome assembly.
UAGAUUAGGUUAAUCAAGUACUAGAGUUCUACUUGCGUACUAACUGGCAGCGCGGAAAGCUAGGAAGGAGAACACAAAAUGGUUAAUCCUCGCGACGUUUUUAAUCCUGACGAACACGAUGCAGUCCAGUUCUUUAAUGCGUCAAAGAACUACGACGACGAGAAAUUGGCUGCGGAAAUGCAGGCGAUUUUGGAAGAGGAAUACUCUCCAUCGGGGGAGAUGCGUCUUGAAUUUUUGGCGACUCUCUUGGAAUGUAAGACGCGCGGAAUUGAGGUCAAGUUAUGGGAAUGGUACCUAAUGUUGCAGUACUUGUACACAAAAAGAAGCAUUGAUAAUGCGACAGACUCGAUCCUAUCCGGGAUUCUUUUGCAGGACAAGCUGAAUUUGCCUCCGAACAGCCGCAUGCCAAGGCCCAAGAAGCCUGUCCGUCUAGUAGUAGACGAGGACGAGAACGAUCCGAAGCCGGUUGAGGAGUGCGCUGCCGCACUAGGAGUUGACAUGUGGAACUUCGAACAGGAAGGAAUGCGUACUAUAAUUAUUAUUUUUAUUAUUUGGUCGUUUAACAUAUUGUCCUUGAAGAUCUAGGAGCACUUCGAUUACUCCUGUUCGCACCCAGUUCUCGUCUCACAUCAAGAAGGACUGACGAAAUUUGUUCUGUACACACUCCUCCUUUUCUUAUUCUUUCAGUUAAAUUUUCAUCACCAUUAUCAUCUAUCAAUCUACUCGUCCACAGGUAAUGCCAAGAACCACGUGAAGCAGAUCAUAGAACACUUGGUGCAAAAAAGAACGGAUGCUGCGAAGAAGGAAGGCACGCACGAUGGAAAAACCUUCAGAGUGGUCUAGGUGGAUACUCUCGCAAUGCGCGGCUGAUAACCUAGUGCUAGUAGCUAGGUGGUUGGUGCUUGAGGUUUUGAGGUCAGCUAAGAGCUGAGGCAAGACCUCUACUAACACUUUGCAAGGAAAAUAGAAACAUCGACAUUUGCAGUAAAAUAUUGCGAUUUUAGUAAAUCAUCUUAAAUUUCACAGCAGACCGAAGAGCUAUUUUUUUACAACUUAAAACCCGACAUUACUAAGAAGAUCGUAAUUUUUAUGGUACAUUUACAUAGUACGUGAUGGAUGAAACAACUACUGAAAAAAUUUCACUGCCUUUGAAUUGCUAUGUUGUUCAAAAAUAUUUAUAUUAUAUGAGCGUUGGUCUUGUUUUCUUGUGAUUCGUCCGUCUCGAUGUGUAGGUCAGUGGAAAUUUUCGAUCGUGUCAGUCGUCAUGAAGAAGUGACUCCAAUUAUUCUGGAGGUACCCAUGUCGAUGACUCGACUGGUGCACUGCGUGCACUCAAAGAAAGCACUACAAUGAAGCAGAAAGAUUACUGACAUGGAACGAAGUGUUCA